Molecule: messenger RNA, 2947 nt
Organism: Alosa alosa (allis shad)
Lineage: Eukaryota; Metazoa; Chordata; Actinopteri; Clupeiformes; Clupeidae
Gene: cers4b
Product: ceramide synthase 4b
Exons: 11
Coding region: 302-1510 (402 amino acids)
Biological process (GO): ceramide biosynthetic process
Cellular component (GO): membrane
Molecular function (GO): DNA binding; sphingosine N-acyltransferase activity
Source: RefSeq, a predicted model, not a curated record
ACAACUGUUCCAUGAAAUAUAUCCGACGCUUAUUUACUGGGUUACCACUUCGUAUUCAUACCUUGAAAGUUAACUUAACUUAGACUCGUUUUUUUAACACUUGGAUUUUUUUUAUUGCGCGUUAAACACCGCGCUUCUGUUUCUAUCCGCUUUAAGGUGCGCAUUGUAGGCUAUUGGUCUCUGAACUGACGCUAUCAUAUCUACAGGAUUUUGAACUGUCAGCAAUUCAGUAAAAUCCGAGUGCUCAACUACUGGUACUACUGGGACUAUCAGCAGACUCACGUCGGUGAACUUGAGUAAGAUGGCUAUAAGAAUGGACAUACUAGACCAGUGGCUAUGGAAGCAAGAAUACUGGCUGCCACCAGGCAUCAGCUGGGAGGACAUGAGGAAGAUGGAGAGGACUCACUGCCCUCUUCCCAGAGACCUGCUCCUCUCUCUACCCAUUGCCUUUGCAUUUAUCGGCCUUCGGUACAUUUUUGAGAGGUGUGUAGCAGUGCCCUUUAGUAGGUACCUUGGAGUUCGGGAUCGGAUAAGGGUACCCGUCUUACCUUCUCCAAAACUGGAGGCUUUCUACAUACAGCACCGACCUCAGGAACCAUCCCAGAGUGAGAUGAUUACACUGGCGAAGCAGAGUGGUUUUACGAAGAAACAAGUUGAAGUCUGGUUCCGUCACCGCCGACAUUUGGACCGUCCAAGCAGUACCACAAAAUUCUGUGAGGCUUGCUGGAGGUUUGUCUUCUACAUGGUGUUGUUCUCUUUUGGACUUCUGUCUUUGGUUAAUGCGCCCUGGUUCUGGGACCAGAGGGAGUGCUGGAAGGCUUACCCACUACAGCCUGUGGAGCAAGCUCACUUCUGGUACUACCUCAUUGAGCUGGGCUUCUACUGGUCUCUUCUGCUCUGUGUGUCCGUGGAUGUCAAACGCAAAGACUUUAAAGAGCAGAUUGUUCAUCACAUUGCCACCAUUUUCCUGCUUGGCUUUUCCUACUGCUCCAACUACAUCCGUGUUGGUACACUGGUCAUGCUUGUCCAUGACUCAUCUGAUUUCCUGCUGGAGUCUGCCAAGAUGUUCAACUAUGCAGGAUGGAAGAAGACGUGCGAUUCCCUGUUUGUCAUUUUCGCAGUUGUGUUCCUUGUCACACGGCUUGUGGUAUUUCCCAGCAAAAUAAUUCAUACAACCCUAAUAUUGUCCAUGGAAGUCUUUCAGCCUUUUAUGGGUUAUUACUUUUUUAAUGUCCUGCUGUUAGUUCUCCAAGCACUACACAUCUUCUGGGCUUGGCUGAUUUUACGAAUGGUCUAUAAAUUUCUCUUUUUGGGGAAGCUGGACAAAGAUGAACGCAGCGAUGAUGACAGUCUAGAAGAUGAAGAGGACGGUGAGGAAGAGCGGUCCUCGUGGAAAAAAAGAGAAGAGGUCCUGAACUCCAAACUGGCAAGUUUAACCAGCAGCUGUGUGCUGAACAACCUCAAACAUCAGAGAGCCAACUCAUCUUCCAGACUGCCCAAGUCCAGAUGAACCUCUCCAGGCUCUAACUGACAUAAUGGAGAGCGUUUCUGGAAGUGAAUCUGAACAGUGCAGACUGAGGAUUUUACACUAAUUCCCUGACUAAUGACACUAAAUAAAUGAGGUGUAUAACAUGUCUUUCACCCCUCCAUGAAGGCAUUGCAGUAAUGGUAAGGAUAGACCAUGUGUGCCAAACACUUGAUUUUUAAAGGAUACAUUAAUGUUAAAACAUAGAGUGAACCACAGGAUAUUAUGUUUUUGUGAUGUAGAUUUUUAGAUAUGUACACUAUAUUUUUUAAUGUUUUCUCAAGUGUAUCAAAAUGAAUUGAUUUCUUACAUGUCUGUAUUUCCAACUUUGUGGUGGUUAUACAAGUUGACAUUACAGUGUAGUAAGUUUGCGUGUGUGUUAAGUUAGUUAUCAAAUACCACGCAAACGUACUACACUGUAAUGUCAACUUGUAUAACCACCACUAAUUACUGGUAAUCAUAGUCUUGAAAUUGGUGUUUGGACCAGUCUAGUUGCAUUUGGACAUGGUCAGCAACAUGGUCAGUCUGUCUGCAUCUUCUGCCCUAUGGGACUGCUGACAGAGCGUGCAUAUUAUGGGCGUUCUGUACAAGUGGAGUUCAUGUUUCAAUUUUAUUUGCCACAUGGGAACUGAAACUUGGAAGCCUGAAGUGUUAGUGUCUCCUGAUAUAAAACACUUCAUCUUAAUUUCUCCACGUUUUGGUUGUUCAUGUUAAGGAUAUUACAAAGCAUCACUGCUAAGCAUGUAUGGGCUGUCAUAUCAGCCCAUAUUUCCAUGCCCAUCUUUUCACCAGUUUUGAAUGGAACCAAAUAUGCAUCAUCAAGGGUUGCAUGCAUAACUGAACUGUAGAAUGACACGCUGACUGACUUACAAAAAUUUCAGCUAUUUUUGGUGGAGCGUGAAGCAGAACGGAGACAGUUGGUGGAACCUACCAGUGUGUGACGUUAAAUCUAUCUGAUACGAAUAAUGAUUUAUAUAUUGUAUGAUGCACUCCUAGAUUUUAAGAAAAGCACAAGAUCAAAAUAUGUGACCAAAAAUUAUGUUGAGAUCUCUGCUAUCUAACAAUGGUGCAUCUUGAGGAAAUUGUCUUACCAUGGAAAUUGCCUUUCUUGCACAUCAUCUUCACCUGUUUGUCAUUACCUGAUUAGACAAUGAUAACUAUAUUUUUGACCUAAUACUUUGAGAUUUUACUACUUUAAAUCACAUAAUCUCUAACAUUCUCUUUGAAUGACAAUGCCAUGCACAAGUAAAAAUGCUGUGGUGACAUUGUGAAUAGUCUCUCCCCCACCACCAACCAUCUAAACAAAUGAGAUAAUCUCCUGUCUGUUGGUUCCUCUUUCCAGAGAUAUGUGAUGUCCAGUUCCACGAUCUUCCCAGACCCAUAGUGUUGUGUGUUUGAUGACUUGAAUUUAGUCACGAUAAG